GCCGGUGCCCCCCGCCGCCCGCUGCCCCCUCGCCGCGCCCCCCGACCUGGCCGCGCGGCCCGCCGGGGCCAUGGCGAAGAAGAGCGCCGAGAACGGCAUCUACAGCGUGUCCGGCGACGAGAAGAAGGGCCCCCUGAUCGCGCCCGGGCCCGAAGGGGCCCCAGCCAAGGGCGACGGCCCCGCGGGCCUGGGGGCCCCCGGCGGCCGCCUGGCCGUGCCGCCGCGCGAGACCUGGACGCGCCAGAUGGACUUCAUCAUGUCGUGCGUGGGCUUCGCCGUGGGCCUGGGCAACGUGUGGCGCUUCCCCUACCUGUGCUACAAGAACGGCGGAGGUGUGUUCCUUAUUCCCUACGUCCUGAUUGCCCUGGUCGGAGGAAUCCCCAUUUUCUUCUUGGAGAUCUCACUGGGCCAGUUUAUGAAGGCUGGCAGCAUCAAUGUCUGGAACAUCUGUCCCCUGUUCAAAGGCCUGGGCUAUGCCUCCAUGGUGAUCGUCUUCUACUGCAACACCUACUACAUCAUGGUGCUGGCUUGGGGCUUCUAUUACCUGGUGAAGUCCUUCACCACCACGCUACCCUGGGCCACCUGUGGCCAUAUGUGGAACACUCCUGACUGCGUGGAGAUCUUCCGCCAUGAAGACUGUGCCAAUGCCAGCCUGGCCAACCUCACAUGUGACCAGCUUGCUGACCGCCGGUCCCCUGUCAUCGAGUUCUGGGAGAACAAAGUUCUGCGGCUCUCCGAGGGGCUGGAGGUGCCAGGGGCCCUCAACUGGGAGGUGACCCUGUGUCUGUUGGCCUGCUGGGUGCUGGUCUACUUCUGUGUCUGGAAGGGGGUCAAGUCGACAGGAAAGAUCGUGUACUUCACCGCUACAUUCCCCUACGUGGUCCUCGUCGUACUGCUGGUGCGCGGAGUGCUGCUACCUGGCGCCUUGGACGGCAUCAUCUACUAUCUCAAGCCUGACUGGUCAAAGCUAGGGUCCCCUCAGGUAUGGAUAGAUGCCGGGACCCAAAUUUUCUUUUCUUAUGCCAUUGGCCUGGGGGCCCUCACUGCCCUGGGCAGCUACAAUCGCUUCAACAACAACUGCUACAAGGAUGCCAUCAUCCUUGCACUCAUCAACAGCGGGACCAGCUUCUUUGCUGGCUUCGUGGUCUUCUCCAUCCUGGGCUUCAUGGCCACAGAGCAGGGUGUGCACAUCUCCAAGGUGGCAGAAUCAGGGCCUGGCCUGGCCUUCAUCGCCUACCCCAGGGCUGUCACACUGAUGCCUGUGGCCCCACUCUGGGCUGCUCUAUUCUUCUUCAUGCUGCUGCUGCUGGGCCUCGACAGCCAGUUCGUAGGUGUGGAAGGCUUCAUCACUGGCCUGCUUGACCUCCUCCCGGCCUCCUACUACUUCCGUUUCCAAAGGGAGAUCUCUGUGGCACUCUGCUGCGCCCUCUGCUUUGUCAUCGACCUCUCCAUGGUGACCGAUGGCGGAAUGUACGUCUUCCAGCUCUUUGACUACUACUCGGCCAGCGGCACGACCCUGCUCUGGCAGGCCUUCUGGGAGUGCGUGGUGGUCGCCUGGGUGUAUGGAGCUGACCGCUUUAUGGACGACGUUGCCUGCAUGAUCGGCUACCGACCUUGCCCCUGGAUGAAAUGGUGCUGGUCCUUCUUCACCCCGCUGGUCUGCAUGGGCAUCUUCAUCUUCAACGUGGUGUACUACAAGCCGCUGGUCUACAACAAUACCUACGUGUAUCCAUGGUGGGGUGAAGCCAUAGGCUGGGGCUUCGCACUCUCCUCCAUGCUGUGUGUUCCGCUCCACCUCCUGGGCUGCCUCGUCAGGGCCAAGGGGACUAUGGCUGAGCGCUGGCAGCACCUGACACAGCCUGUCUGGGGCCUCCACCACUUGGAGUACAGAGCUCAGGACUCGGACGUCAGGGGCCUGACCACCCUGACCCCAGUGUCUGAGAGCAGCAAGGUGGUGGUGGUGGAGAGCGUCAUGUGACAGGCACCCCAACUCACAUCACCAGCUCACCCUCUUGUAGCCAUAGCAGCCCCUGCUUUAGCCCACCCCCCCUCCAGGGGGCUUGCCUUUCCCUGACACUUUUGGGGUCUGCCUGGGGGUGGGGGGAAAGCACCACGAGUGCUAACUAAAGUAACUUUUUCCAUUUUUAAUAAAACGCCAAAAAUAUCACAAUCCACCAAAAAUAGAUGCCUCCCCCCUGCUCCACCCCACCACUCCUCUUACCCAAGCUGGUGCACACGCUGCCUCCCCAGGCCCUGCCAAGCACCCUCGCCCUGCUGCCCGCCGUGGAUGCACCUCACCCGACCCCUCCAUGCCUGCCUUGCCAGGCUCUGCCCCAACACCCCCUUGGGUGGCCCCUCACCUGGGGUGGGACAGAUGUAGUGGGCAGCAGUGAUGGCCUGGGGAACAGGAGUCACGACAGGGGAUGGGAACAAGGGGUGCCAGCAGAGCCGAGGCAAGUAUUUCAGCUGGGCCAGACCCCUCUCCCCAUCCCUACUCUAGAAGCUUAGAGAGCCAGCCAGCAAUGGAACCUUCUGGUUCCUGCGCCAAUCGCCACCAAUAUCAACUGUGUGAGCUUGUGUAGAGUGCAUGAGUGUGAGUAGGUAGGGUCUUUAGCUCUUAGCAAAAGUGAAUACCAGGUGUAAACUGUGCCUGUGGGCAAAUGAGGCUUAUAUUUUGCACAUUUUAUAAAACUUGAGGAGAGAGAUUUCUGCUUGUAUUAUUUCUAAAGAGAAAACAGCCCUGUAUCCCUCCCGUUGCCACUACCUGCCCCUUUCAACUCUUCUGACUCCUCUGCCCCAGCCGAGUGUGAAUUUAUAGAUCUAAUUUUCAUAGGCAAAACAAAGGCUUCAAGCUGUCCAGCGUGCAAGUCUGUCAUGUGGGUAUGUGUGUGCAGUCCUUGGCCCCAGCCAAGGUGGAAAAGUGCCCGGUGGGGGCCUUGACACGCAGCCCCACGCUCCCCCUCUGCCCUUGAGUCGUCUGUGGUGAGCAGAUGCAGGGUUCUGUCCCUGGGGAUCUGGGGCUGCUCGCUGGACACACUCAGCCUUGCCCAUAACCCUGCCCCCAAGGCUGGGCACGACUACAGGGAUCUGAGGUGGGCACCAGCCAGGGACCCAAUCCUGGGUAAGGCUCCCACCUGCAAGCUUAGGGCUGAUGCACUUUCCACAUCUCAAGUCUUCCAUAUAGCAGCUUUAAUUAACCUAUGUCUGAGUCACGUCCAAUCUUGAGACAGCUAAGUGGACCCUAGAAGGCUACCCCCAUGCCCUGACAUCGGCUGGGGGUGUCGGGGUGGGUGAGGGUGCAGGGUCCAGCGGGGACAUUCUUACUGUGCUAAGAAGCCACUGCAAACAUAGCAAUAAAAACAUGUCAUUUUCCAA
Molecule: messenger RNA, 3375 nt
Organism: Manis javanica (Malayan pangolin)
Lineage: Eukaryota; Metazoa; Chordata; Mammalia; Pholidota; Manidae
Gene: SLC6A8
Product: solute carrier family 6 member 8
Biological process (GO): amino acid transport; neurotransmitter transport; nitrogen compound transport
Cellular component (GO): plasma membrane
Molecular function (GO): gamma-aminobutyric acid:sodium:chloride symporter activity; creatine:sodium symporter activity
Source: RefSeq, a predicted model, not a curated record